Molecule: messenger RNA, 1102 nt
Organism: Mercenaria mercenaria
Lineage: Eukaryota; Metazoa; Mollusca; Bivalvia; Venerida; Veneridae
Product: ankyrin repeat domain-containing protein 66-like
Exons: 5
Coding region: 176-793 (205 amino acids)
Molecular function (GO): protein binding
Source: RefSeq, a predicted model, not a curated record
GAAACUUAUCAUCGGACCGUCCUGGUAAACAUGCCUUAACCCGAUUUGAUCGAUCGGGUGUUUGUUUACAUUAUCAACUUAACACUUGCAGGUGAUAUUUUAACGUCUUUUUUUAAGAUUUGUGGAUCAAUAUGAACUAAUGAUAUAUCAGAAAUAAUGUUUUGAUGUGAUCAGUAUGGCUGCUGGUUUAGAGAUCCAUGACGCGGCGUCCACUGGCGAUUAUGACACACUGGAAGAGUAUCUGAAAAGUGGAAAAGUUGACGUGAACCUCAAAGAUUCCGAGUGGAACAAUAGAACAGCGUUACACUGGGCAUGUGCCAAAGGAUUUGUUGAAUGUAUACGACUUUUACUAGACCACGGGGCUAUUGGUACCUCUCGGUCCGAUACUGGAUGGACCCCGGCGCAUUUUGCGGCGGAAACGGGAAAAUUGACAGCUUUACGUGCUUUAUAUAAUGCAAAUAUUCCCAUUCGAUUAAAAGACAAAUAUGGAGAUACACCAAAGCGAAUAGCAGAAAUUUAUGGACAUGCUGAAAUCAUCAAAUUUCUGGAUCAAUGUGCCGCAGACGAAGCGGCAGGAAUCAGACCGACCGGUUUAUCUCCAAAGUUCACCUCAGUGUUCAGACACAGACGAUCUCAGCGUCUCUCUAUGACGUCACACAGGUCAAUCUCUCCGACUCCAUCUGGUUACCGGUCACAAUCAUUUUCCGUUGUCGGGAGUGCUGAAGAAGAACAGAGAGAAAAGGGAGUGAACAACGAUGUAGACUGGGUUCCUGACGCCGAAAGAGAGACAUGAUAUUCUGUCUUUGCAAAUUGUGUGAUAUCAAACAAUUAUUUGCAAAUUGAACCCUAAUUAGCAGUCUUAAAUGUUAAAUAUGUAACAUGCUAUUUCUUUACUGUACUGAAAUGUACAUCAACAUCGUUUGGACACUUAGUGGCAAAACAAAAUUAGAUCUGAAUAAUAUUUAAAAUGAUAAUCACAUGUUAACGUGUAUGGUCUUUGAUUUAGCUACAAACUAGUCAUUUGCUUUAGUAUAUCACUUUACAAAGUCUUUUGCUUUGUGUAUUUAGGAUAGGUUAAAAUAAAUAUUUUCAAAAGUAAAAA